Melitaea cinxia (Glanville fritillary) is the source of this 13402-nucleotide messenger RNA. It is a transcript of the gene kl-2, whose product is annotated as dynein axonemal heavy chain 2. NCBI's taxonomy places the organism in Eukaryota, Metazoa, Arthropoda, Insecta, Lepidoptera, Nymphalidae. Bases 16 to 13284 code for a protein of 4422 amino acids. Gene Ontology annotation, molecular function: minus-end-directed microtubule motor activity; dynein light intermediate chain binding; ATP binding. The transcript has 81 exons. The record is from RefSeq and is a predicted model, not a curated record. Gene Ontology annotation, biological process: microtubule-based movement. Gene Ontology annotation, cellular component: dynein complex.
CUGAUAUCAUAUGUCAUGAAGAUGACCACAUUGUACGAUUUACGGGACGAAGACUGGAAUAAAGAAGCCAUGGAAGGCAUCGAAGACUGGAUCACCGACCCCCGAUCUUUAAUACUCUGCGUUUAUUUUAAGGGGGAUAAAUUAAAAGCUGCCUGUGACAUUCCUCUGUCUCCUGUAUACGAUCUUACAUACUUUUUAAGGCAGCCCGAUCAAGUUUUUAAAGUUGAAACGUUUCACGAUGAAGUUGUAUUCGGAACUUUUGUGGAUUCGGUCGAAUCUAAUUUAAUUCAAAUAUUGGAAUUAAUGUACGCGCCUUAUUUCUUUGCUGUCACUACAUGGCCAGACAGUGUUAAAAGUGAAUUUUGUUCCCAAUUGCACACAUUUCUGGCAAAAUUAACGGAUAUGUAUUACAAAAUGCUCGGAUUGACCGUUCUGUAUAUACCGCGUGAGGGUCAGCAACUCUCGUUCGAAGUGGCAAGCACUGACCGUGAGUUAGUUAAGAGAUUAGAGGGAGUGGUCGUGUACUGGACACAUCAGAUCAAGUCUUGUAUUGAAGAUCAAGCAUCUGUCGCCUCGCAAAAGGAACUCUUAUGUCCUAGUGACGAAUACGAUUUUUGGGUUUAUCGACAUGAAAAUUUAAGCGCACUCGUCCAUCAAUUGAAAAAUCCAGCUGUAAAACACAUUACGAAAAUUCUCGUUACCACCCAUUCUACAUUCAUACACCAGUUCCAAGCUCUUUGCGAAGAAAUUAAGCAGAAGAUAAAGGAAGCAACCUCCAACAUUGAAUACUUACAAAUUAUAAAACAGCCCUGUGCCGUCUUAGAAUGCGUCGUUGACCCGGAUGACAUUUGCAAAAACAUUCCGCAAAUUAUCAAUCUCUUCAGAUUUAUCUGGAUGGAAUCUCCUUACUACAAUUCAGAAACGCGGAUUACCAAUCUCUUUAAGGCCUUGAGCAACCAAAUCAUUAUUCUUUGCAAAAAUUAUAUUAGGUUGGAUGAACUUUUUGGCGGUAAAACUAAGAAGGCUUUGGGAGAAUUCACGAAAUGUAUAGAUUGUUGCAAAAAGUAUAGAGAAAUUUAUGAUCUAAUGGUAGAGGCACACAGUGAGUCAAAGCCAGGCACUUGGGAAUUGGACACUGGGUCUAUAUUCAAUUACAUUGAUUCAUUUGUGCAGAGAUGUUUUGAUAUGUUGGAUGUUUGCAAUUGUAUGAUUAUUUUUGGGAGAAUUGACGAACUCGAAACUAUAAAUAAGCCUAUGUUUGGUGGAGCCCACGGGGAUCAAUUCGAGGCGAAAUGCGACCAGAUCGAACAUAUGUUCCAAGAUGCACUUGAUAAUGUGAAGGCAGUAGCACAUAAUAUAUUAGAUGUACAAGCGCCGUCUUGGUACGACGAUAUCUUGCAGUUUAGAACGGUUAUUAAGGAUAUUGAGAUCAUCAUAGAAAAUUUAGUGGAAACCGUUUUUGAAGGAGUCAAUCACGUAGAAGAAGCAGUCGUAGCUCUUUUUUCCUUGCACAACUAUUCCAGACGGAAGAAUCUUAGGCGUAUUUUUAAAAGGAAGACUGCUGAAGUGUGGGCAAUGUUCAGCGAGGAGGUACAGGCGGCUAAAAAAGAGACGGUGUCGAGCCGCGGCACGCGCGCCGGAACGCUACCCGCCGCCGCUGGACGCGCUGCCUUAUUGCGAGCACGUCGAGAUCGAUUGGCUUAUCUUAAGAAGGUUAUGACAGAUGCGUCAGUAUGGCUAUUGCCUUGCAGCAACUCUGAGGAUGUGAUCAUGCACGUGAAUAGGCUCGUUGGAGCCAUAGAUGUCGCGAUCAGGGAACUAUGGAUAUCUUGGACGCAUAAUGUGGAUGAAAAAUGUGCUGCUGGCUUGAACAGAACUUUGAUGAGAAAGAGUGCGGAAAACCCUGGGCUAUUGGAGUGUAAUAUUGAUGUCAAUAUCUUGGAGUUAUGCAAGGAAGCAAGCCAUUGGGAAAAUUUAGGAUUGGAUAUACCCUUACACGCCUACCAGGUAUACAUGAAGAGCAAAUCUAUAUUCUACGUUUAUGAGAGCGUACUGGCAGUUGUGAAGGGUUACAAUAACAUACUAGACUCCCUAUCUGAAGAAGAGAGACUAUUGUUCAAACCACUCACCUUGGCUUGUGAAAAGAAAGUUCAACCGGGAAUUACAAAGUUAACAUGGACAUCGACAAUGUCUGAUGCUUACAUUGCAGAUUGCGUAACUCAGAUCGGAGAAUUGCAAGAUUUCUUAAACACAUACAAAAAUUGUAACAUAAAUUUAGUAAAAAUAAUGGAAAAAAUUUGUGACACACCACUUAUUGAGUUUGAUAUUUAUAAUGUAUUUGAGAUAAGUGUACUACGAAAGACAAUAAGGGAAAUGGAGGAGAAGGCAGCUGCUAAAAUAUUAGACAUGUAUAAGGAAAUCAUAACGUAUAUUAUUAUUGUUUAUGAGGGUUUUGAGGCACAUAUAACACAAAUGGCAGAUCAUUGGAUAAAGUAUGUUAAAAGAUUCGAUCGCUUGUUAGAGGAUGCAUUACGCUUAGCGAUUAAAGCUACAAUGCAAAAUAUGUAUAAAGCGGUACAUGGUGACGGUACAAUGGCACCAUCGCCUCUAAUUAAAAUGAGUCUGUAUUUAACUGGUAAAAAUAUUACAUUCAUCCCAAAUCAACAUGAAUUAGUAGAAACUUUCAAGAUAAUAAUUGAAGAAAUUACUCAUCUCAUAAGUACAAUACCGAGAUUGUAUGAGAAGUUCGGAUUACCAGCCGGUGGAUUGAAAAAGUUUACAGAGGUGAUCAAGGCGGAUGUGGAUAGCAAUAAAUUACAAACUUUAAUAAAUGCUGAAAUAGAAUAUAACUUAGCUCUUGUAAACGAACAUAUUCACAUGUGGGAUCCGUAUGCACAUAUUUGGAAAGUAAAUAAGGAUGAAUUUAUGGUGAAUUAUCGAGCAGAAGGUCACGCAGCCGCUGAUUUUGAUGAACUCAUUAUCAACUACAGCAAUCUCGCUAAUGCUGUCCAAAUACAAGAAACUGUUACCCAAAUUCACUUUAUUACUUUAAACUCUAGUGAAUUAAAGAAGUCAAUUAUAGCACAUUGUCUCGUGUGGCAAACCAAAUUGGGAGAACUACUGAGAAAAAUAACCGAAUCGGAUAUUGAUGUAGUGUACGCUUACAUAGAAAAAAGUGGUGUGGAAGCCAUGACUAUGCCUACAGAUUUAAAAGAAUUAGCUUCAGCAAUGGCUACAUAUGAGCGCUUGGUAUCAGAAAUACCUCAAAUAGAGAAAACAUUCCCUCCCAUUACAGACAAAAUGACGACUCUUGCCAAGUUUGAGGUCGAGCUUAGUUCGGACAUGGCUACUCGGCAUGAAAAUAUUCCUGUUGCUUGGACCGAAUAUCUUAACUUAUUAGAAGAAGCAAAGAAAGCACUAGAGAUGAAUAAAGACAAAUUUAAAACUGAAUUAUUAGAACAAGCAGAGGAAUUUAAAGAAGCUGCUAAAGAAUUUUGUGAAGAUUUCUAUAAAACUGCGCCUUGUAGCUCUGACGUCGCUGGUAAAGACGCGUUAGCUCAAUUGAAAGCCUUUAGAGAUCAACUCAAUGCUCUUCGUGCUCAAGAGCAACAAAUAAGAGAUGGUCUUGCUGUGUUUAAUUUAACGACACCUGUGAAUCUAGACUUGCAAAAGAUGGAGAAAGAGCUGGAAAAAUUGGAAGAAGUGUGGGGCUUGGUGUUUCAGUGGGAGGAGUCUUGGGAAAAAUAUAAAACGCAAACCUUCUGGGAAAUGGAAACAGAUGAAAUGGAAGAUAACGUCAUGUUUCUAUUUAGGAACUUCAAUCGUCUCUCGCGUCAACUCAAAGACAAAGGUUGGGAUAUUAUUGAUACGACCAGGGUAAAAGUCGACGCUUUUCGACGAACUUUACCUUUAAUUGGUGAUCUUAAAAAUCCUUGUAUGAGAGAGAGACAUUGGGAUAGAAUAAAAACUCUUAUGGGAGUAGAAUUUGAUCAGAAUUCUGAAGAUUUUAAGCUUGAAUUAAUUAUGAGACUGAAUUUUCAAGCGUACGCUGAGGAUAUUGCUGAAAUAUCAAAUGCUGCCACAAUGGAAUUGAAUAUAGAGAACGGUCUUAAGGCAAUACGAGAAGUAUGGAAAGCCACGACAUACGAAAUGCAGCAUCACAAAGGAGAAAUGUAUAGAAUUAAAAACGUAGAAGAUGUUUCACAAUUCCUAGAAGACCAUCAAGUUCAACUUUCCUCAAUGAAAUCUACAAAAUACGUUGAGCCUUUCAUUAAAGAAGUUGAUUAUUGGGAAAAAUCUUUGGGAUACGUAGCAGAGUGUAUUGAGAUAUCUCUACAAGUUCAAAGACGGUAUCUAUAUUUAGAAAGUAUAUUUAGUGGUGAAGAUAUUAGAAAACAAUUACCAAAUGAGGUAAAAGUUUUUGAUGCGCUAACUGCUGAUUGGACUGAAAUUACUAGUAGCAUGUAUGCUGGAAAAAAUGCAGUUGAAGCAUGUCUGUAUAAACCAGCUCCAUAUUUAUUCAAUAAAUUGAAUCAAAUGGUUGAUAAUUUAGACGGAAUAUUGCGUGCUUUAGAAAAGUAUCUCGAAACGAAAAGACAAUUGUUUCCUCGAUUCUAUUUCAUAUCAAACGAUGAUCUGCUAGAAAUCUUAGGAAAUUCAAAGAAACCACAGCUUAUUCAAGUUCAUUUGAAAAAGUUAUUUGACAAUGUGAAUAAAAUUAGAAUUGAUAAGAACGCUUUGGGGUUGCCAGUAGCUAAAGCCAUGAUGUCCGACGAUGGCGAGUGUAUAGAGUGGAAGUAUAAUCUGGUGUUAGAUGGUCCAGCAGAGGUGUGGCUUUUGGGCUUGGAACACACCAUGAGGGUUGUUUUGAGAGAGCAAUUAAUAUUAACUCGAGCUGCAUUAAGAAAAUGUCGUUAUCAAAGAGAACAGUGGAUCAAUGACUGGCCGGGUCAGCUUGGAAUCACGAGCAGUAAGAUCCAAUGGACUUCCGAUUGUACUAGAACAUUAUGUCGCUGCGAGAUCAUGAAAGAAAAGAAACCGUUAAAGAAGUUGCGCAAGAAACAGAACCAGAUCCUCGCCACUUUACAGAUGAUGUCCCGGAAGGAGAUUACUAAGAUAUUGCGUUGCAAAGUGAACGCGUUGUGUGUGAUUGAGAUACAUUCUAGAGAUACUGUGGAUAGGCUGUAUAAAAUGGGGUGUAUGUCGGUAACAGCGUUCGAAUGGUUCUCUCAGCUAAAAUUUUACUGGGAUAGAGAACGCGAGGACUGCUAUAUCAGGCAGACUAAUACGAACUCGAUCUACACGUAUGAGUAUAUUGGCAAUUCUGGUCGUUUGGUCAUAACGCCACUUACUGAUAGAUGUUACAUAACACUGACAACAGCGUUACAUCUAUUCCGAGGUGGUAGUCCUCAAGGUCCAGCUGGAACUGGUAAAACGGAAACCACGAAAGAUCUCGGCCGUGCGUUAGCUAGAUGGGUGGUGGUCACUAACUGUUCUGAUGGUCUCGAUUAUAAGUCCAUGGCUAAGUGUUUUGCAGGUAUAGCCCAAAGUGGUUGUUGGGGCUGUUUCGACGAAUUCAAUCGAAUCAAUAUCGAAGUAUUAUCGGUAGUGGCUCAACAAAUCCUUGCAGUACUUCUGGCGUUAUCUCUAAACCAAAAGCGAUUUAUGUUCGAAGGUGCUGAUAUAAAGCUUGAUGGGAAUUGUGGAAUCUUCAUUACUAUGAAUCCUGGUUACGCUGGAAGAACAGAAUUGCCGGACAAUUUGAAAUCGAUGUUUCGACCUAUUGCGAUGUGCGUCCCAGAUUCACUUAUCAUUGCUGAGAAUACUUUGUUCUCCGAUGGUUUUACGGCAUACAAGAUCAAUGCGAAAAAGGUGUUCACGUUGUACCAACUCGCAAUGCAACAGCUAUCAAAGCAAGAUCAUUAUGACUUCGGUCUCAGAUCGAUGGUCGCAUUGUUGAGAUACGCCGGAGUUAAGAGGCGAGCAUAUCCAAACUUGCCAGAACAGGAGAUGGUGAUCUUAGCAAUGAGAGAUAUGAAUGUCGCUCGCUUAACCUCUAAGGAUGUUCCUUUAUUCGAUGGUAUAAUGAGAGACAUAUUUCCUGACGUGGAAAUACCCACACUUGAUUAUGAGAUGUUGGAAAACGCCAUAUCUGCGGAAAUGAGGCAACUCUCUCUGCAACCAAUUAGGGCUGCUCUGCAUAAAGUGAUACAGACUUAUGAGACAAAGAACUCUCGCCAUUCUAGCAUUCUCCUCGGCGAUACAAAUACCGCUAAAACGGUUUCUUGGAAAAUGUUAGCCGCUACCCUCAGUCGCUUGCAUCGAGAGAAAGUACCCGGGUUCGAAAACGUGCAAGUCUAUCCGAUGAAUCCGAAGGCUCUGACGCUAGGGGAAUUGUACGGGGAGUACAAUUUGGCUACAGGGGAGUGGAAGGACGGUGUUUUGUCGUCCAUAAUGAGAACCACUUGUCAAGAUGAGUCUCCGGAUCAAAAGUGGAUAAUUUUCGACGGUCCAGUCGACGCUGUGUGGAUAGAAAACCUCAAUUCUGUGAUGGAUGACAACAAGUUGCUUACAUUGGUCAAUAGUGAGAGAAUAUCUAUGCCUUCUCAGGUUUCAUUGCUAAUAGAGACAUUAGAUCUAGCCGUCGCCUCACCCGCAACAGUAUCACGUAACGGUAUCGUCUACAAUGAUUAUAAGGACUGGGGCUGGUGGCCCUUCGUCAAUUCUUGGCUUGAAUCUGUUUCUGAUUUGGAGUAUAGAGAAAUGUUACGUCGCCUGUUCGCCGGCACAUUGUCGCCAGUGCUGGAGCUGGUUCGCAAGCUACGCGAGGGCGGCAGUGUGCGUGGCCAGCAACUAUCGGGCGUGCGAGCCAUGUGUCGUCUGCUAUCACGUGUCGCCCCGGACCCACCCGAUGAGACCUUCGCUAAGAUGAGAUUUCUCUUCGCGAUGAUAUGGUCAGUAUGUGCAACAUUGGAUGAAGAGAGUCGUCGUAAAUUAGACAACUGGGUGAGGGAACACGAGGGACUGUUCCCGCUGAAGGACACAGUAUACGAUUACUACGUUGACGAGAGAUUGAGAGAGUUUAAGCCCUGGGAAGACAAACUGCCAGAUAAUUGGAGAUAUAAUCCAAGUCUAGGUUUCCAUACAAUAUUGGUUCCAACGGUGGACUUUAUUCGAGUACAAAUAGUUGCUCUGGAAGUUAUUCGAGGUGGGCAAGGAGUUCUGGUGGGGGGACCCACAGGAUGCGGCAAGAGUUGCUUGUUGUAUGGCACGCUGGCCGGAUUGGAUCGGGAUAGAUAUAGCACACAAGUGAUCAACAUGUCUGCGCAGACCACAGCCGCGAAUGUCCAAGACAUCAUAGAAGCUAGACUCGAGAAGAGGACGAAAGGAAACUAUGUGCCCGCUGGGGGUAAGAAGCUAAUAACGUUUAUGGACGAUAUAAAUAUGCCGGUCCGGGAUGAGUAUGGUUCUCAACCACCAUUGGAGCUGAUACGUCUAUGGUAUGACUAUGGGUUCUGGUUUGAUCGCCAGAAGCAGUGGAGGAAGAAUGUUAAGGACAUGGUGGUUUGUGGUGCGGCGGGCCCAGCGGGGGGUGCUCGGUCCCCACUACCAGCUCGGCUGCUAUCUCGCUUCCAUGCUUUCUACCUUCCCUCACCUUCACACGGACAGCUGGUCAAUAUCUUCGGAACCAUGCUCGACCAGCAUUUGCGAGACUUUGAUGAGGAGACCAAGACGCUUGGAAAAAUAGUUCUGACAGCAACUAUAGAUAUGUUCAACAAUAUAGUAGCGAAGCUACUGCCGACACCCAGUAAGAUGCACUAUUUGUUCAAUUUGAGAGACAUAUCAAAGAUAUUCCAAGGUCUCUUGAGAAGUAAUAAGGAUUACCAGAACACGAAACCGCGCUUCCUUCGUUUGUGGGUUCACGAGUGUUUCAGAGUUUUUAGUGAUCGGCUCACCGAAGAUAAAGAUCGUGACUGGUUCAUGAACCAGAUGGGCGACAUGCUGGGCAAGCACUUUGAACUAACCUUCCACGCCCUCUGCCCGUCCAAAACUGCACCGAUAUUUGGACAUUUCCUCAAUCCUUUCGAAGUUUAUGAUGAUCUUAACGAUCCUAAUGCUUUGAGAAAAUAUAUUUCCAAUCAAAUGGAGGAGUACAACAGCUGCCCAGGGGUCGUGAAGAUGGAUUUGGUUUUAUUCAAAGAUGCUAUUGAGCAUAUUUGCCGUAUUGUUCGCGUUAUAUCACAACCACGCGGACAUAUGCUCUGUGUUGGAAUAGGUGGGUCUGGUCGACAGAGCUUGACGCGCGUAGCGUCGUAUAUCUGUGAAUACAACUCAUACCAAGUUGUAGUGACUAAGACUUACGGGAUUAAGGAUUUUCGAGAAGAUUUGAAGGCGUUAUACACUAGCUGUGGUGUCGACACCAAAAAGACGACAUUCAUAUUCUGCGACACUCAGAUAGUUGAAGAGACGUUUACUGAGAUCGUGAACAAUCUCCUCAGUAGUGGAGAGGUCACCAAUCUGUAUAAGGCCGAUGAGUUCGAAGAUAUAAAACAAGCAUUGGAGAAGCCGAUGAAAGCAGCGAACUUACUGCAGACAAACGAAUCCGUAUACUUGUUCUUAGUGGAGCGCGUGCGAGCCAAUAUGCACAUUGUACUGUGUUUCAGUCCGAUUGGUGAUGAGUUCAGAAAUCGCAUCCGGCAAUAUCCAGCGCUUAUUAAUUCGACGACAACGAAUUGGUUCUUGGAGUGGCCGCGUGAAGCGUUGCUUGAAGUAGCUUACAAGUUCCUUGAGGGUGUUGAGCUACUUGCUUCUAUUACUGGCCCUAGAGUUCGCAGAAAGGAGUCUCUGAUUGAGAGUCGUGAAGAUACUUUACGAGCAUCAGUAGCAUCUAUAAUGUCUCUGAUACACUCGUCAGUUGGACAGUACUCUGUGAAGAUGUGGCGUGAGAUGAGAAGAACUAACUACGUCACUCCUACUAAUUAUCUUGAACUGGUCUCAGGAUAUAAGGAGAUGUUAAGGCUAAAGAGGAUCGAAAUAGCUCUACAGGCGAACAAGUUGCGAAAUGGCUUAGGUAAAGUGGAAGAAACGACGAAAUUAGUCGGUCAAAUGUCCGAAGAAUUGGCUACAGCUCAGGUGCAAGUGGCGGAGUACACGGCGCAGUGCGUGGAGUACAUGGGCGUCAUCAACGCGCAGCAGCGCAACGCCGACGAGCAGCAGCGCAGUGUCGCCGCGCGCAGCAAGAAGACGCAGGAAGAGGAGGUUCAGUGUAAGAAGCUAGCCGACGCCGCCAUGCGCGACCUCGCUAGCGCCAUGCCGGCCCUCGAGGAAGCCGUCAAGGCCUUGGAUGCCCUCAACAAGAAGGAUAUUACAGAAGUAAAGUCGUAUGCAAAGCCUCCGCAAAAAGUGGAAAUGGUAAUGGAGGCUGUACUUAUUUUGCUGCAGAAAGAACCAACUUGGGCAGAAGCGAAACGACAGCUGGGCGACCAAUACUUUCUGGAUAGAUUACGAGAUUUUGACAAAGAUAAUAUAGCUGAUAAAACGUUGAAGAAAAUCGGCACUUACACGGCAAAACCAGACUUUGAUCCAGAAAUAGUUGGAACUGUGUCUCUUGCAGCUAAAUCGUUGUGUUUGUGGGUACGAGCCAUCGAGAAGUAUGGAAAAGUUUACAAGAUAGUAAAACCGAAGAAAGAACGUCUAGAAGAGGCUCUAGAAUCUUUACGUAUGAAGCAACAGAUAUUAGCCGAAGCGCGCGCGAAACUUAAGGAGCUGAGUGAAAUGAUCGCUCGCUUGCAAAAGGAGUAUGAUGAAAAGGUGGCCCAAAAAGAGGAAUUGGAGAGGAAAUCCAGGAUGCUGCAAUUGAAACUAGAGCGAGCUGAAGCUCUCAUCACUGGUCUUUCAGGUGAGCGAGAAAGAUGGGAAAUGACAGUGGAACGCCUAGACAAAGAAUUUGACAACCUACCCGGUGACUGUCUUAUCGCGACAGGAUUUGUAGCCUACCUCGGACCCUUCGUAUCUGAGUAUCGCGAAGACUUGAUGGGAGAUUGGUUUAGAGAGGUAUACAAUGAAUCAUUACCAGUAACGAUGGAUCUAAGUAUGAAGGUAUUUCUUCUUGACGAUGCAACUCUGAGGGACUGGAAUUAUAUGGGGCUACCAGAUGAUAACUUCAGCGCUGAGAAUGGUAUAAUAGUAGUUCGAGCAACACGUUGGCCACUAGCUGUCGACCCUCAGGGUCAAGCGCUUAUAUGGAUUUCAAGACUGGAGGAAAAGAACGAUAUUCAGAUUGUCGACUUUGGUCAGCCUAAUUAUCUGAAAAUCAUGGAAGUUUGUCUAUCAGAAGGAAAGCCCAUCAUUGUCCAGAAUGUAGGCGAGGUUCUCGAUCCAUCCAUCGCACCUAUUUUGGACAAGGCUAUCGUCAAAAUCGGCGCUGAUUUGGUAAUUAAGUUUAAUGAGAAAAUGGUGCCAUAUAAUCUCGCAUUUAAAAUGUAUCUAACAACAAAACUUGGUAAUCCAGUGUACACACCAGAAACAUUGACCAAAACCACAAUGGUUAACUUUGCGGUAAAGGAACAGGGUCUGACCGCUCAACUACUCAGUAUCGUGGUUCGGAAGGAAAGACCGCAACUGGAGACAAUGAAGGAUAAUCUCGUGAUGACAAUUGCUAACAACAAGAAAGUUCUGAUAGAUUUGGAAAACGAUUUGCUCCGAAUAAUGUACGAGUCACAAGUGCCUCUACUGGAGAACGAGGAGUUGUUUUUAACCCUCCAGACCUCACAGCGGACAUCUCUCGAAGUUAAAGAAGCACUCGUCACGUCACAGGAGACUGAGAAAGAGAUCGACAGCGCUAGACAGGGCUACGUUCCAGUAGCAGUCCGAGCAUCUGUCCUAUUCUUCGCCCUCAACGACCUAUCACGCAUCGACCCCAUGUACCAGUUUUCGCUGGACGCCUACAUCGACCUGUUCACGUACUCCAUCGACCGCAGCCCUAAAGGCGGAGAGCUGGAGGACAGGAUCAAUAACCUCAAUGAGUUCCACACGUUUGCUGUUUAUAAAAACACAUGUCGUGCCUUAUUCGAGCGUCAUAAGCUACUCCUAUCCUUCCACAUGGUGUCCCGGAUUCUCUUUCAGAUGGGCAAAAUGAGCCAACACGAAUAUUUGUUCUUACUCAAAGGAGGCAUAGUACUGGACCGAUCGGAACAGCCUGAUAAUCCUACGAAUUGGUUACCUGACGACUGUUGGGACAAUAUCACGGAACUGGACAAGCUGCCCGGCUUCCACGGUGUUAUUGACAGCUUCGAGGUGUUCUCGAAGGAAUGGAAAGAAUGGUAUCUUCAUCCUGAACCUGAAACCCAGCCUCUUAUUGGUGACUGGAACGAGGUGUGCAACGAGUUCCAGCGCAUGUUGUUCGUCCGCUCGCUGCGCGGCGACCGCGUGGCGGCGUGCGUCAGCGCCUACGUCGUCAACGUGCUGGGGCCGCGGUACGUGGAGCCGCCCGUGCUCGACAUCAAGGCGGCGUGGGAAGAGUCAACCUGGAAGACUUCCCUCCUAUUCGUACUGUCACCGGGAGUGGAUCCAACAUCAGCUCUAAUCCAACUCGCCACUGAUGUUAAAAUGUUCGAUAAAUUCCAGUCCCUUAGCUUAGGGCAAGGACAGGCACCCACUGCGGCAAGAAUGUUAGCACAUGGAAUGAAGGAGGGUGGUUGGGUGUUCCUCGCGAAUUGUCACCUCGCUUGUGCCUGGUUGGGAGCACUACGAGGUCUCGACAACCCCCGAAUUCAUCCGCGUUUCCGUCUCUGGCUCUCAUCCAUGCCAGACGAGAAGUUCCCCUUAUCAGUACUACAGCGAUCUAUCAAGAUGACCACAGAACCACCACAGGGUUUGAAGGGAAAUUUGGUACGAAUAUUUUCGAAUCUAAACGAAGACAAAUUCGACGAAGCGACUCCCAAGUAUCGACGACUACUCUUCUGUGUGUCCUUCUUCCACUGCUCUCUUAUAGCUCGUAAACGCUUCCGUCAGCUUGGAUAUAACGCUGUUUAUAGCUUCAAUGAUUCUGAUUUUGAGGUUUCUGACAACCUACUUGCGAAUUACUUAGAAGAAUACGAAGAGGUACCAUGGGAUGCUCUGCGGUAUUUAUUCGCCAUCAUCAACUAUGGUGGGCAUAUUACGGAUGAUUGGGAUAAACGUGUUCUGAUCGCGUAUAUUAAUCAAUUCUUUUGCGAAGAGGCCCUGGAUACUCCGUUUUAUAGAUUAUCAAGUAUACCCGCAUACCACAUCCCACGUGACGGUAGCCUGGAAUCGUAUCGAGACUUCCUCGACCUGUUGCCAGCGUCCGAGCGCGCUGAGUCAGUGGGGCAGCACGCGUCUGCUGACGUUGCUACUUUAGCUCAGGAUGCCCGGAUUAUGUGUUCAACUCUGUUCGCGUUGGCGUCCACAGGGGGUGGUGGUGGUGGGGGUGGGGAAGAUCAGAAGGUGGACGAUCUAGCAGCAGAGAUGCUCUCAAAGCUACCGGCCUGCAUCGAUGUGGAGACCACCGAGCGUAUGAUGGGGCCGGAGAUCGUGAUGCCCAUGUGCGUGUCGCUGUUGCAGGAGAUCGGCUACUACAACGUGCUCAUCAACAACAUUGUUGCUGGACUCCAGGAGUUACGUCGCGCUAUAGAAGGCUUAGUGAUAAUGUCUGAAAUACUGGAGACAAUGUAUACCUGUAUUUUCGAAGGCAAAGUACCAGUGUUCUGGCAGAAGGGUAGGCCUUCGUUGAAACCUCUGGGCGCAUGGUGCCGUGAGCUGUGGUUGCGAGGCUCACACCUGCAGAGCUGGGCCAACGCUCCGCGCUCCCCUCCCACACUGUGCUGGUUGCCGGCCUUAGUUGCGCCCACGGGUUUCCUUACUGCUGUCAUGCAGACGACAGCUCGCGGGGAAGGCUGGCCGAUAGACACGCUGUGUUGGGAGUUUACCGUCAUGCCACUAGAGGAGACUGCCUUUGUGAGGCCGCCCAGAGACGGUGGCGUCUAUAUACGAGGCUUAUACCUCGAAGGAGCGAGUUGGUUCCGGAAAGACGGAUACUUGCAGGAACCACUUCCGAUGCAGCUGGUGUUUCCUAUGACACCCAUACAUUUCAAACCAGUUAGAGCGACUGGGAGACGGCUUAGAAAUCGUUAUGUCUGUCCGUGUUACUACUACCCUCUUCGAAUGGGUGCCUUCGUGGUUGCAGUCGACUUACACUCUGGAAAGGAAAAUUCAGACUUUUGGGUCAAAAGAGGCACGGCGUUACUCUGUACGCUUGCCACUUAAUUUGUUUGAAGUUACAACGUUACUAUGAGUAAAAAUAAAGCUUAGUAUUAUGGUUACUGUUUGUUCUUAAUGUCUUUAUAUGUGGUUAUUGUGGAAAUAAAAAUUUUAAUUUAAUGCA